This is a messenger RNA of Dracunculus medinensis (Guinea worm), 1221 nucleotides long. The record is from the annotation of a GenBank genome assembly. NCBI's taxonomy places the organism in Eukaryota, Metazoa, Nematoda, Chromadorea, Rhabditida, Dracunculidae.
UACUCAACUCUUAAGAUGCUUCAACCAAAUUCUAUUUCAUUUGAAAGAAUACAAUCGGUUGAUAAAGAUGCAAGGCAAAAAUAUCGAAGAGAAAUCGAAGAAUUACGAGCAAAAUUAUCCAAAACACUUAAAAAAUAUCCAUCUUACAAUACCGAUUACUCAUUAUUAAGGUGGCUACGCGGUUAUAACUAUGAUAUAGAUUUAUCUGCAAAAAAAAUGGCUUGGGCGUUAAAUACUUUGAAUGCAGUUGGUGCUUUUAACCAAGACUUUAGUAGCAUUGAAAAAAUUCAUGAAGCGGUCCGAGCUGUCACUCCCAUCGCGGAAUAUUUUCCAGGUGGACUGCUUGGUAUUGAAAAAAACGGAUAUUUGUUAAAUAUACAUAAUAUUGGACUUGCAAGUCCUGGAUCUCUGAUUGGAGCAGGAAGAGUUUCAGAGUUUUAUAUUGCUGCAAUAUAUGAUUGUGAAGGGAGUCAGCAUCUUAUAAGAGCAGAAGAGGCAAGACGAGAUCAGAAAUUAGGUGUUAUAAUGAUAAUUGACAUGAAAGGUUUUUCAUAUGAUGUACUUUUUCAUAUACCAGCUACAAGAAUUUAUAUAAAUAUGCUUUUACUUAUUCAGUCUUUAUUUCCUGAUACAGCCAAAAGGCUUUACAUUGUGAAUGCUUCUUUCGCCAUGAAUAUACUUUAUCAAAUGGUAAGAAUGGCUCUCGCGAAGGAAACAGUCGAAAAUUUUCAAGUACUCGGCAGCAACUGGAAAGAAAUUUUGGCGGAAAGGCAUGGUGCAGAAAAUUUACCGAUGAGUUGUGGUGGCACUAAAAAUGACGAUUUAUUGCGCAAAGGAGGCGAAAUACCAAGUUCAGUCAAAUCUAAAAUAAAAACAAUGCAUAUUUCAAUGGAUAAUUUGUUGAAAAUUACGAUAUCUGCUCGAAGCGAGCUAAGAAUUCCAUUUGAAGUAAAAGAAGAUCAAUCAAAAAUUUGUUGGUAUUUCACCUGUUCUUCUGGUGACAUCGAUUUUGCGAUACUUCACAAUGGUGAAGAGGUAUGGCCAUGUUUUAGAAUCAAUACAGACUGGUCACCAGAGUUUGGUGAAAUAAUCUGCGCUAAUGCAGGUGUCUACGAAUUAUAUUUCUCCAAUAAACAUGGACUAAUAUGGGGCAAACAAAUACAGUAUAUGGUGAAAAUCAAUGAAGAUUUGAAUAAAUAUUGCACUAGUAUUAAAUUUUGA